AUGUUUCCAACAGUGGCACGAUUGUCCAAAGCCUCUCGACGACCUUUGACAACAAAGAGAGGAAAUAAGGACUACUACAAAGGUACUCGUCAGGCUUUUCUCCCAGGUGGCCAUCGCACUGGUGCUCCAGGUAAACAUGUCGUUCGGGGAAAGGCGAAGUAUCGUCUACUGGACGAAAAAGUGAGAGUGUUCGUGGCUCCGCCAUUGCAUGUCAUCGAAUCAUCACCGCUAAAGCCGUACGUCCAUACCUCUGUAAGGCACACAAAAUCCCAAGGACUCACGCCGUACGGAAAAUUCAAAACCGUUGGUGGUUUGACAUCGGAACAUUACUUCAAAUUGCUACGAACCACUGCCGCAGAACAACAUAAACGUGCAAAGAACGGCCAGUUGGUGGAGGCAGAUGCACAAGGAGCUGUAACACCUGAUGGUCAACAGAAUCCAACACUGUUAAAUAGGGCUAUGGAGACAUUGGGGUUGCGAUGA
Lentinula edodes (shiitake mushroom) is the source of this 483-nucleotide messenger RNA. RefSeq lists its product as uncharacterized. Gene Ontology annotation, biological process: translation. The transcript has 3 exons. The record is from RefSeq and is a predicted model, not a curated record. Gene Ontology annotation, cellular component: mitochondrial large ribosomal subunit. Gene Ontology annotation, molecular function: structural constituent of ribosome. NCBI's taxonomy places the organism in Eukaryota, Fungi, Basidiomycota, Agaricomycetes, Agaricales, Omphalotaceae. The coding region runs from base 1 to 483 and encodes 160 amino acids.